This is a messenger RNA of Ficedula albicollis (Collared flycatcher), 4395 nucleotides long. It is a transcript of the gene NCOA6, whose product is annotated as nuclear receptor coactivator 6. Gene Ontology annotation, cellular component: nucleus; histone methyltransferase complex; transcription regulator complex. The transcript has 14 exons. The record is from RefSeq and is a predicted model, not a curated record. Gene Ontology annotation, biological process: positive regulation of transcription by RNA polymerase II. Lineage: Eukaryota; Metazoa; Chordata; Aves; Passeriformes; Muscicapidae. Bases 323 to 3472 code for a protein of 1049 amino acids.
CUGAUGAAAUGUGAUGGUUUUCUUUCAGGAUUCCAUAUUUGGGAGUUGCUGUUUAACCAUGUUUGCCAGUCUGGAAUUACCUGAAGUCCUGUCGCACACCCCAAAAUACUGAAGUUGUGAAAAUUUGUUUUGAUCAACUGGAAUACUUCUCAAGUCACGUGCAGCACGAUUCUGCCAGGAACCCUCUGUUUGUCCUUGUGGAGGAACAGCUUGGACACUGCCAUGGCCACCACUGUCAGCCUCACACAGUUGGUCUCACAGAGCCCAACACUGGGUCACCAGCAUCACCUUGACGUCUGACAGGCUCCCAUUGUUGGAAACAAUGGUUUUGGAUGAUCUACCCAACUUAAAAGACACAUAUGCCUCCUUGUACUCCUCAGCUAUGGAAGACUUAGAGGUGGAUUUUGACUCAGGACUGGAGGAAGAUGAACUGAAACAGGAGGCUGCUCCUGGGGAUUCCACGAUCUUUGUAGCUUUUAAAGGAAAUAUAAGUGACAGAGACUUUGAGCAGAAGCUGGAUACCAUACUGAAGAAUGUGCCUAGCCUUUUACACAUGGAAUCCAACAAGUUGAAAGUGCAGAAGAUAGAGCCUUGGAACAGCGUUCGUGUCACCUUCAACAUCCCCCGGGAAGCUGCCGAGCGGCUGCGAAUCCUGGCCCAGAGCAACAACCAGCAGCUCCGAGACCUGGGCAUUCUCUCCGUUCAGAUUGAAGGGGAAGGUGCUAUCAACUUGGCUUUAGCCCAGAGCAGGAGCCAGGAUGUGCGGAUCAACGGGCCGCUGGGAGCGAGCACCGCCAUGCGCAUGGACACGGGAUUCCCCGUGCAGGGGGGGCAAGGUUUAAUAAGAAUGAGCAAUGCUGCAGCUGUUAUGAUGUCCCAGGGUGGAAAUGUGCCCUCCUCUAUGGUGGCAAGUGGUGCUAGUGCUGAGCUGCAGCCACGAACACCUCGGCCUUCCUCACAGCCAGAUGCAAUGGACCCACUCUUAUCUGGGCUAAAUAUACAGCAACAAAAUCAUCCAUCUGGAUCUUUAGCUCCCCAGCUGCAUUCAAUGCAGUCAGUUCCUGUAAACAGGCAGAUGAACUCAGCCAACUUUCAGCAGCUACAGCAGCAGCAGCAGUUGCAGAAUCGGCCUCCCCAGCCUCAUCAGCAGCCACAGCAGGGUCUCCGACCUUCCUUCACUUCACCAGCACAGGUUCCAGUUCCCCCUGGCUGGAACCAGCUUCCUUCUGGAGCACUUCAGCCUCCUCCAACCCAGGGAGCACUGGGUACAUUGACAGUGAACCAGGGUUGGAAAAAGGCCCCGUUGCCUGGACAGAUGCAGCAGCAGCUUCAAGCGAGACCAUCUCUAGCAACAGUACAAACUCCUACUCAUCCUCCACCUCCAUAUCCUUUUGGAAGCCAGCAAGCUUCCCAGGCUCACUCAAACUUUCCCCAGAUGAGCAAUCCUGGCCAGUUUACUGCUCCUCAAAUGAAAAGCCUUCAGGGAGGGCCCUCACGGGUUCCUACACCACUACAACAGCCCCACCUGACCAACAAGUCUCCUGCUUCUUCUCCCUCCUCCUUCCAGCAGGGCUCUCCUGCCUCGUCUCCAACCGUUAACCAGACGCAGCAGCAGCUGGGACCAAGGCCUCCCCAGAGCAGCACUCUUCCCCAGGGAUUCCAGCAGCCUGUCACUUCUCCUAGUCGUAAUCCUAUGGUGCAACAGGGGAAUUUACCCCCCAACUUCAUGGUGAUGCAGCAGCAAAACCAAGGUCCACAAGGUUUACACCCUGGUUUGGGAGGAAUGGCCAAGCGGCUCCCGCCGGGGUUCCCUGCAGGCCAGGCUAACCAGAACUUCCUGCAAGGCCAGGUGCCCUCCACAGCUCCAGGAGCAGCAGGCAACAGUGGAGCACCACAGCUGCAAACCAGCCAGAGCGUGCAGCACACAGGUGGCCAAGGAUCUGGACCUCCUCAAACUCAGCUGCAAGCAGCACAUGGCCCACCAAAUAUGAUGCAGAGCAAUCUAAUGGGACUCCAUGGAAAUAUGAACAACCAGCAGGCUGGUGCUAGUGGGGUGCCACAGGUUAACAUGGGCAGCAUGCAGGGACAGCCUCAGCAAGGACCACAGUCCCAGCUAAUGGGGAUGCAUCAGCAAAUCGUGUCCUCUCAAGGACAGAUGGUGAACAUUCAGGCUCAGGGAUCGCUGAACCCUCAAAACCAGAUGAUACUUUCUCGAACUCAGCUCAUGCCACAAGGCCAAAUGAUGGUGACACCUCAGAACCAAAAUCUUGGUCCCUCUCCCCAGAGGAUGACCCCACCCAAACAGAUGAUUCCCCAGCAGGGACAGCAGAUGAUGUCCACACACAAUCAGAUGAUGGGACCUCAGGGCCAGGUCAUGCUACAGCAAAACUCAAUGAUGGAACAGAUGAUGACCACUCAGAUGCAAGGAAAUAAACAGCCUUUUAAUACUCAAAAUCAGUCCAAUGUUAUGACGGGGCCAGCUCAACUGAUGAGAGGACCAACCCCAAAUAUGCAAGGAAACAUGGUGCAGUUCACUGGGCAGAUGAUGGCACAGCAAGGCCCUGUGAAUGGGAAUCCUUCUCAGGUGAUGGGAAUGCAAGGGCAAGUUUUAAGACCCACUGGACCUGGCCCUCACAUCUCUCAGCAACUUGGGGAUACUGCGACCACAACAAACAACGAUGGGAACUUGCCGCAGAUGUUACCUGAGGUUCCUGUGCAGCAGCCAAACAUGGUGCCUUCUCAUAUGCAAGGAAUGCAAGGAAAUAACAAUGCUUCAGGGAGUCAUUUCUCUGGCCAUGGGCUGCCUUUCAAUACAGGGUUUAGUGGAACUCCCAAUGGGAAUCAGGUUUCCUGUGGGCAGAACCCUGUGUUUCCUGUCAAUAAAGAUGUGACGCUCACAAGUCCGCUCUUGGUUAACCUUCUCCAGAGUGAUAUCUCAGCAGGGCACUUUGGUGUGAACAACAAACAGAAUAACCAGAAUGCCAACAAGCCAAAGAAGAAGAAGCCUCCAAGGAAGAAGAAAAAUAAUCAACAGCUAGAACAAACAACUUCUUCAGAAUCACGUCCAGCUGGCCUGGAGGAGAGUGAUCAGUCGUCGAUGUCUGGAGACCAAGGAAUGAAUUUAGAUAAGUCAGGCCCUAAACUCUCAGACUUUGCAAGUAGGCCACCAGCAUCCUCUCAACAUUUAACACAGAAAAAAAGUUCAGUUGCAACAUCAGAAAGUACUGUUCAAAGAACAGAACUUGAGACAAAUGCUGCAGUAGUUGCUGGUCAAAGUAAUGAGACAAAAGAGAAUUGUGAAAAGUCUAAAACUCCAAGUAGAAGAAAUUCAAGAACAGAGGAUUCUGCCACUUCACAGGAAACUGUAGAGAACGGGCAGCGCAAGAGAUCGUCGCGACCCGCGUCCACGUCCAGCACAGCUAAAGAAACGAGUGCCAGUGCAAUGCAGUCAAAAAGAAGAAAAUCCAAGUAAAUUACUGCAUGGAAACAUGAGACUUGUAAAUGAGUGUGAAUUUACCAAUAGCAAUUUUGAGCUGUGAUUUUUCUUUUUUAAAUAAAAUUCUGUACAGUAAGUCAUUUUAAUAUUAUACUGUUCCCAAUAAAUGAUUUUUUUUUCUAAAAAACAGAUAAAUAGAUAUAAAAACUGGGUUCUUCUAAAACCCCCUGGAUUUGCAAAGUGAAGUCAGGGUUAGCACAUUAGGGUAAUGUGUUUGUAUGAAAUGGAAGGGGAGGGGAAGACAAUUGUAAAUUUAUUUGUUUCCACUUUUCAUAAACAAUUUAGAAUACAGGGUUGUCAUUUUUAGGUAUUAAAAUAAUGUAAUGUGCUGUUGUUUAAGUACUGUAUGUGAAUAGCAGUCAGAGGGUUUAUAAACAAACCCCAUGUUGUUUGGAAAUGUAAAUAAUUUUAUUAUAUAGUAGAUCUGAUGUAUUUGUUGUAGAAAUGGACCAGUGAAACAAAAAAUAAAUUUAAGGGUUUGUAUAAUGUGGAAUCCUUCAUGCUCUAAAUAAAUGUUAUUGUCCUAUAAAUUGGGUUGAAUUAUUAUUAGCAACAACAGCAGUAUCAUUCCAAACAGGAGGAUUGGAGGGAUUAUUUAGAGCUCUGGGCCUGCAAGCUCCUUAUAUGUAGCUUCAGCAAGGAAUUUGUUUAACCACAAACAAAUGAACUGAUGCAGCUGUUCCUGCAAGGCAAGGGAGAGCAGGGAGGGCAGCCUGCUGGCCCUGGGGCUGUGCACAGAGAGGAGCCCCAGCAGCCUGGGGGCUGCCCAGCACUCCAGGGGUAAAGGCUCCUGCCAGCAGCCCUUGCUCUGGACAACUCUGCUGCCAUCAGCCCUGGCCUGGGAUGUGCUGCCAUGGAAGGUUGCUCAGGCUGCAGCUCCUGGGAGCUCUGUGCACACA